ACUCCGGAGGUCGCCGCCCGGGCGUGUCUCUGCCGCUACCACAGGGGCUCUUGGCCUUACUGAGCAUUGGCAAGGGCCACUUGGUCAGAGCGAUGAGUGAUGAGGACUCUGAGACCCCUGCCACCGAGUUGCAGGGCGGGGAGGAGAACGAGCUGCCUAUUAUCCAGCUGUGUGCGCUGGUGGAAGAGGUCAGUUAUGGAAACUCUGCUCUCAACACUGAGACAGAGAUGUUUGAGAAAUAUUAUAAUAAACUGGAGCCCACAGGUCAGCGACAUCCACGGUUAUCAGAAAUUAAAGUAAUGGGAGCAGAAUUUGCACAGUUACGAGGCAGGCGCAAAUCCAAAUUCCGCACAGAUAUGGACCGUGGCCUAGGCCUUAGUUGCGACCAAAAAUGUGAGAUUAUACUAAAGGAGCUGGAGGACACGAAGGAUGAAAUGAGGCACAUGAGAGCAAAUGCCGAACGAAAUCUGCAGCAUCAUGAGGCAAUCAUUGAGGAAGCUGAAAUAAGAUGGGUUGAAGUCCAGAAAGCAGUGUAUGAGUUUAAAAAAGAUAUUCUAAAAACCAUACCCAAGAAGAAAGGGAGUAUCUUGGCCACUCAGAAAAUGAUAAAGUACAUUGAGGACAUGAACUGCCGGAGGGAUAGUAUGAAGGAUAAAUUACGUUUGAAAAAUGUAUCUCUCAAAGCGCAGAGGAAAAAGAUGCUUUUACAAUUGAGACAGAAGGAAGAGGUGGGCGAGGCCCUCCGUGAUGUUGAUUUUCAGCAGCUGAAGAUCAAGAACGCUCAGUUUUUAGAGACCGCUGAAGCAAAGAAUCAAGAACUGGUCCAGCUAAAGCUAGAGUGUGGAAACACCCUGCAGAUCCUCAAUACAUACAAAAGCAAGCUACAGCGAGCAGUGGACAUGUCCAUCCAUCUGGACAAGGAGAUCUUGCUGAGGAAGGAGCUACUUGAAAAAAUUGAAAGAGAAACCCUACAAGUAGAGGAGGACCGGGCCAAGGCCGAGGCCGCCAACAAGAGGCUCUGCAGACAGCUGGCCGAGUUCCGAGCACCGCCUGUGAUCCUGUACGUCCGGGAGAAGAUCGUAACUGGGGACCUGGAGAAGACCAUCAAGAUGUGGGAAAGGAAAGUGGAGAUUGCAGAGAUGUCCUUAAAAGGCUACCGCAAGGCUUGGAAUAAAAUGAAAACCACCAAUGAGCAUUUGCAGGCAAUUUGCCCCCCUGGGAAAUAGCCAGAGGGAGGCCACAGCUGCAGACCAGAGUGAUCCAUUAAAGUAAUCAGCUCCUUUCCAGUCAAGGGGUCCUCUCAAUGCUCCCUGUGCUGCUCGGUGUCCCGACUCUCCAGCCAAGCUGACAGGGAGGGCCCUUUGCACGCCACAUUUGCCCGUGGGGAGUGUUUUCACAGGCUGGUCCCUAGAACCAUUAACACAGAAAGAACCACAGGGCACUCUAAUGGUUUGACACUUGUUAGCCCACAUUUAGUUCACAAGCACAAAUGAAAGUGACCUUCCCGCAUGUGGGAGUGGGACAGAGGAGGGAGAGCCAGCCCGGUGUGCGCUUGAGGCCUGUCCGUGGCAGCCCAGGUGUGCAACUAGCAAAAACAGACACCAUUAAACAGCAGAACAGAAUGGUGACUGCCCGGCACUCAGCAUUCUGAGCUUACUCUUCAGUUGGGAGGGUUACCUCUUAGACUAGCUGCCAUGGCAAGAGAAAAGAAGCACAAAGAAAAACAAGAUAAUUUCUUGGGGCUGAUGUAACCUGUUCUGACCUGAAAUAGGCCUUGCACCCUCCUCAGAGUCCCCUCCAUAAUAGUCAUAGUACAUGGGUUGUCCGGCCGCAACAGAAGACUUGCCUAAUUCCUUUAACCCUUUCCCCCAAGUGUUUGGACUCUUUCUAGAGCUUUUCGCUGGCAACGAACGUACAGUGGUCUUUUUUUGUCUGGCCGCAACAGAAGACCUGCUUAAUUCCUUUAACCCUUUCCCCCGAGCGUUUGGACUCUUUCUAGAGCUUUUUGCUGGCAACGAAUGUACGGUGGCCUUUUUUUGUCCUUUUGAGUAUGCUUGGGACCAUCCAGCUUGGCCCAGCCCAGAAUGUUUUCGUUUUGUAAUGGCAAAAUGUGCUUUGUAGCUGGGCGAAGACAGCGAAUUCACCCAGUGGUGAAAGGAAGACAGCGGCCGGCUGGUUUUCUCAGUCUUGAACAUGAUCCAGUCACUGUAGUCUUCCACCUUGAUGUACAUAAAAAAGCCAGGGCAUUUCUCACCACCGUGGGACAAGAGUCCUCGCAGCACCCACAGAUUCAGCUGCUGUAGCUGGCAUAUCAUGGGGUUUCCUGGGUCCCCCUGUGACAAAGGACACAAGUCUUCAGCUCUUAGGAAAACGCAUUUUCUUUUUAAAUACAUGCUUGUACAAUUUA
Molecule: messenger RNA, 2407 nt
Organism: Suricata suricatta (meerkat)
Lineage: Eukaryota; Metazoa; Chordata; Mammalia; Carnivora; Herpestidae
Gene: CFAP263
Product: coiled-coil domain containing 113
Exons: 9
Coding region: 93-1226 (377 amino acids)
Biological process (GO): cilium assembly
Cellular component (GO): axoneme; ciliary basal body
Source: RefSeq, a predicted model, not a curated record